Molecule: messenger RNA, 1876 nt
Organism: Drosophila montana
Lineage: Eukaryota; Metazoa; Arthropoda; Insecta; Diptera; Drosophilidae
Exons: 6
Coding region: 568-1539 (323 amino acids)
Source: RefSeq, a predicted model, not a curated record
CGACGCGUGCGCCUCGCAGCCGCGCUUCAAACACACGACGAAUACAAAUACACAAUACACACCAAUACAAUAACAAGAAAUUAAAAUUACAAAAAAAACUCGAAAAAAACACAUAUAUAAAUACAUAUACAUAUAUAUUCAACUAUUUUUAGCGUAUUACUGAUGUGACAGUGCAAUGAAAUGUGUGCAACAGCAAUAACAACAACAGCAAAGAUAUCGAAAUACUAACAACCUGUCGUUGUCGCUGGCAAAGCGUUAACAAUAAAUAAGCGAAACAAUAGCAGCAGCAACAACAACAACAACGACAACAACAACGACGACAACAGUUGACUGUACAACAAUGAGCAGAGAAGGCAGUCGCAGCUAUCGUGGGACUUUCUAGAGACAACAACGGUCCACAGAGAUACCCAAAACUGAGCAGACCCACAGAACAGCAGCAGCCGCAGCAGCCGGAGCAGGCAGAGCCAAAGUCAGAGACGAAGUCGGAGACGAAGUUGGAGACGGAGACGGAGACAGAGCCAAGCAGCAGACAAAGCGCCAGGCAGAGCAGGGCGCAGUUCUAGCAAAAUGCACGAGAGACGCGUCAAGAAACUGAAGGGCGGCCAUUAUGUGGCCACACACGGGAGGCUGACGCCGGAUCCGCCGUAUGUGCACUCGAAUCGCGGCUAUUCGACGGACGGCGACGACUCGCACUCGCAUCGGGCGCACUCGGAGUACACGCUCGCCCACGAGCGCAUCUCGCCGCAGUCGCAUUCCCAGUCGCAGUCGCAGGGCCAUUACAAUUCGUCGCGCAAGUCGCGCGCCACGAACGGACAGCAACACCUGCAGCACGGCUACAGCCACAGUCAGAUGGGCCUCUCCAGCACGCCGGACAACGGCGGUCCACGAUCGCUGAGCGGGCCGCCGCCCACGCGCCAACCGCCGCGCGCCCCCUCCGCCCUGAGCUACGAUCAGGCGGGCGAUGCGGGCAGCGAUAUCUAUGUGACCAGUGCCGCCUACAAGGCGCCCUCCGAGAUCAGCCGCUACAGCCAGCGUCCGGUGUCGCGCGGAGCACCGCGCAGCGUCUACUCGGUGGCCAGCACGGCGAAGACGGGCCGGAGCGGCCGCUCGACAACGAAACGUGGCGCCAAGAUCGAGACGAUGUCGGCGCCAAAUCCGUUCUGCCCGAAUGUGAAGGGCGUCUGCUGUCUGAUGCUGCUGCUCAAUCUCGGGCUCAUACUGGUCACCCUCGGCUUUGUCAUUGUGGUGCAGUUCUAUGAGCCCGUCUACGUCUGGAUAUUGGGCAUCAUAUUCCUCAUCUUUGGAUUUCUCACGCUGAUCGGCUGCAUGAUCUACUGCGUGUACGUGUGCCGGGACGCAAAGACCCCAUCGCAGGUGCGCAACGAGGAUCUAUAUUGGACGCGACACUGGCAAAAGAAUAUUGGUUAUACGCCGCAGGAGAUCAACUACAAGGCGGACAAAUAUGAUGCCUACUCGGAUCGCUAUUCGGUCAGCAAGCUGAGCGGCAAAUAUUCGGAUCGCGAGAGUCAGCGCUACUGAUGAGGCGAGGGGAGAAGGGGGAGAAUAUCUUGGAAUAUCUAUGGCAAACACAUACAACUAAUUACUGAAGCGAGGGCCGACCGAUAAGUAGUUGAGAAUAGGAUAGAGCUGUGUUUUGCAACCGGCUGUUAAAUUUGCCAGGCACCGCCUUAUCGAUCGAUAACUAAUCGAUAUGGUGCUAGAGAUGGCACUUGGCACAAAUACUUAUUAGCCAGCGCCCUCGCACAACGCACAACAUUAAAACAAAAAAAAAAACAAAAAACAAAAAAGAAGAUAAACUGGCGCAUGUCUAUAACUUAAAUAACUAGAUAAUAGUCUUAAACGGUUUAUUAACAAG